This is a messenger RNA of Dermatophagoides pteronyssinus (European house dust mite), 2129 nucleotides long. RefSeq names its product Kelch like family member 18 (gene KLHL18). NCBI's taxonomy places the organism in Eukaryota, Metazoa, Arthropoda, Arachnida, Sarcoptiformes, Pyroglyphidae. The record is from RefSeq and is a predicted model, not a curated record. Gene Ontology annotation, molecular function: protein binding.
AAUUCAUCAUUUAGCCGAUAAAGAACAUUUAAAUAUAAUCAAAACAAAUAACAAUGAUAAAAUGAAUGAUAAUCAAUUGAUGAUUAAACCACGAUCAUGGACAGUUAAAUUGCAUAAAAUGCAUUCAACCGAUUUGGAUAAUAAUGUGAUUAAUAAUUCAAAAUCACCAACAUCAAAACAAGACAGAAUGAUGAUGAAUAAAAUCAUUAAUAUUGGUAAACAACAGCGACCGGAACCGGUACAAAAAAUAACCGAAACUAAUAAUAAUAAACGUAUUGUAAAUGUCGAUAAUUUUACUUAUUUAUCAAUGGAACAUGCAAAUGCAUCAUUUCCAAUAUUUCGUGAAUUAUGGCAACGUCGUCAAGUUUGUGAUGUUGUAAUUAAAAUUGAUGGCCAUCGUUUUUUUGCUCAUCGUAUUGUUCUUUGUGCAACUAUACCAUAUUUUUAUGCAAUGUUUACUAAUGAUUUAGCUGAACGUAAUCAAAUGGAAAUUGAAAUUAAAUCAAAUGAAAAUGAUGAUCAUGGUCCAUCAUUGGAUAGUGAAGCAUUUGAAUCAUUACUUAAUUAUGCUUAUACCGGUGCUAUUGAAAUCAAUUCGAAAAAUGUACAAUCCAUAUUGAUUGGUGCAUCAUUUUUGGGUCUGGAAAAUGUUCAACAUGCAUGUUCCGAUUAUUUAAAAGUUCGUUUAAAUGUUAGUAAUGUAAUACAGAUAAAAACAUUUGCAUUUGCACUUGGUUGUGAUGCACUUGUACAGGCAUCCAAACGUUUUAUACAUCGAAAUUUUGAACAAAUUGCCGAUAGUGAUGAUUUUCUUCAAAUGGAUUCGGAAGAAUUAAUCGAAAUAAUUGGCAGUGAUGAAUUGAAUGUAUCGAAUGAAAAAAUAGUAUUCGAAGCUGUUAUCCGUUGGACAUUACACGAUGAAGAGAUGCGAAAACAAAAUCUUCCAGAACUAAUUCGACGAGUUCGCCUUCCUUUACUUUUUCCAGAAUAUUUGACCGAUGUAGUACUUGGACAAAAGCUAGUCAGACAAUCAUUAGAAUGUCGUGAUCUGAUUGAUGAAGCAAAAGAUUUUCAUUUAUUACCAUCACGUCGUGAAUCGAUAGCACGUGAACGUACUCGACCACGUUCCGGUCAUCAUGUACAAGGUUCUAUCUAUGCUGUUGGUGGCCUAACAAAAACUGGUGAUUCAAUGUCAACAGUUGAGGUUUAUGAUCCACAAAUGAAACGUUGGCGUAUGGCCGAAGCAAUGAGUAUGAUGCGUUCACGUGUUGGUGUUGCCGUUAUGGAACGAAAAUUAUAUGCAAUCGGUGGCUAUAAUGGUUUUGAUCGUCUUAAUACAGUCGAGGUUUAUGAUUCAAAAGUAAAACAAUGGAAACGUGUCAAAUCAAUGCACUAUCGUCGUUCGGCUGUUGGGGCUGCUGCUCUUAAUGAUGAACUUUAUGUUUGUGGUGGAUAUGAUGGUUCCAUUUCAUUGAAUGUUGUCGAACGAUAUUCAUCCAUGUUAAAUGAAUGGAACGAAGUUACACCAAUGAAUAUUAAACGUUCAGCUGCCGGUGUGGUUUCAUUAGAUGGCUAUAUUUAUGCACUUGGUGGACAUGAUGGUCUAAUGAUAUUCAAUUCGGUUGAACGAUAUGAUCCACGUACUAAACAAUGGGAAUUCGUUGAAUCAAUGUUAAGUCGUCGUUGUCGUUUAGGCUGUUGUUGUUUUGGUGGAAAAAUUUAUGUUUGUGGUGGAUACGAUGGUUGUACAUUUUUACAAACUGCCGAAGUUUUUGAUCCACAAACUGGUAAAUGGUCGCAGAUAUCAAAAAUGCGUGCUACACGUUCAAGAGUUGCAUUAGUAGCUAAUUGUAGCCGUUUAUUUGCCAUUGGUGGUUAUGAUGGUGUAUCGAAUUUAUCAUCUGUUGAAGCAUAUGAUAUUGAAAAAGAUUCCUGGGAAAUGGUAGCAUCCAUGGUUGCACAUGAAGGUGGUGUCGGUGUGGGUGUUAUACCAGAUAAUUAUUAAAAUAUUAUACCAAAGAAAUAGAUAAUCAAUUUUUGAAUUUCAUUAUUAUAAAUAUUGUUUCAUAUCAUAAAUAGGUAGUUUAUUUUAUUGUUAGUUAAAUAAAUUUUAGUGCAUAAUUUUCAAA